ACACGGCCUACCUUAUCACCGUUACGUUCCUGUCCAAUUCUAAGAUUUGAUUUUUUCAUUCAUUUCUAUGUUCCCGCUUAUUCACACAGUUCCUCUCUCCAUCUCUCACAUUUUCAGUCUCUCUCUCUCUGUGUUCUCUUUGGUGAUCUCUCUGAUUCUCCCAAAUCGAAACCCUAGCGAAGCUCAAUGAACCACUACCACAUCUACCAAGCCAUUGGCAGAGGCAAAUACUCGACUGUGUAUAAAGGCAGGAAGAAGAAGACAAUCGAGUACUUCGCGAUUAAGAGCGUCGAUAAAUCGCAGAAGAACAAGCUUCUUCAAGAAGUUAGGGUUCUCCACUCUCUAGAUCACACAAAUGUACUCAAAUUUUGUUCCUGGUAUGAAACAUCCGCUCACUUGUGGUUAGUUUUGGAGUACUGUGUUGGUGGAGAUUUGAUGACCUUGUUGAAGGAGGAUAAAAAACUACCAGAAGAUUCAAUUCAUGAUCUUGCAUGCAACCUUGUCAAAGCUUUGCAGUAUUUGCAUUCCAAGGGAAUUAUUUAUUGUGAUUUGAAGCCCUCGAACAUUCUAUUGGAUGAAAAUGGACGUACAAAGCUAUGUGAUUUUGGGUUGGCUAGAAAAUUGAGUGAUAUAUCAAAAACUCCUUCUUCCUUGUUGCCGCAAGCUAAACGUGGAACACCAUUUUACAUGGCUCCCGAGCUGUUUGAGGAUGGGGGUGUCCAUUCUUAUGCAUCUGAUUUCUGGGCCCUUGGUUGUGUGCUAUAUGAGUGUUAUGCAGGGAGGCCUCCCUUCAUGGGGGGAGAAUUUACUCAACUAGUAAAAUCCAUCCUUUCAGAUCCAACUCCACCUCUCCCGGGUAAUCCAAGCCGCACUUUUGUCAACCUAAUCGAUUCUUUAUUGGUAAAAGAUCCAGCUGAAAGAAUUCAAUGGCCUGAGCUUUGUGGACAUGCUUUUUGGAGAACUAAAUUCACUCCAGUGCCUUUACCUCCUCAGCCUGCUUUCACUAAUAUGAUAGAACAAUAUGCUAAACCAUGUCUUUCAGAAUGUAAAGGUGAUAAAUCUCUCCAAAACAAGACCCCUCCUAAGUAUCGUGAAAAAGAUGUAAAAGGGGCUCUGAAGCAGGAUGAUAAUUCUAUUUUAGGAUUGAGAGGCUAUGAGACACCAGUCAAGGGUACACCAAGUGGCCGCAAAACUCAAACCAAGGCUUCUGGUAGAGUGGUUGAGGAGAAGAAUAAAGACCGUCCAAGUGCCACUAGAGGCUUGAAUCUUUUAAGACUUUCAAGAAUAGCAAAGACAAACUUACAAAGGGAGAAUGAGAAGGAAAACUACAGGAGGCCCUUGCCUAAUGGCUCUGAGAAUGAUGCCGAAGUCAAAAUUGAGAACACUGAUAUGGAACUUGAUUUUAAUGAGAACACUGAAGAUGAGGCACAGGAUGAAUCUGAUAAUGCAACUUGUACUUCUGAAGACAAGAUGUCAUGUCAAGAUCAGCAACAGGGGAAAGUAGAAGAUAUUGAAAAUAAUACACAUCAGUUUGAUACGCCUGCCUCAGAUGAAUCAAAACCAAUGGACCAGGAUUCAUCUUCAGAGCAUAUUGAAGUGGCUGCUACCCCUCCCAGUGUCAGUCCUCAGCUUAAAAAUCAGAGAAUUAAAGAUGGUUCAGGAUCAGUCGUUGACUCUGAUUCUUCAAAAUCAUCUAAUAACAUUUCCCAGGUUUUUUGGCAUCCAUCUGAUCUCUCAGUCAGACCUGUAAUGCCUAGCAGAAAAGCUGAUAAACUAUUGGAGGUGAUUCCGUCACUUCCCUUUGAGGCCCUGCAAGCAUCUGAAUAUGUGAAGCUGCCUAAAGACCAGUUGGAUUCCCUGAACAAUAGGAUUACAGCCAUUUUUAGUGGGAACACUAGCAUUGGGGAGAAGCAGAAUGUGAUCAAAUACCUUGAGAUGUUGAGCACUAAUGUUGAAGCAGCCAAUAUCUUGACCAAUGGGCCAAUAAUGCUCAUGCUUGUUAAAAUGCUCCGACAAUCCAAAGCAUCUGCUUUGCGUGUUCAACUUGCAUCACUGAUUGGCUUGCUGAUACGGCAUUCGACUUUUAUUGAAGAUGAUUUGGCGAAUUCUGGAAUUUUAGGUUCACUUUCUGAUGGCCUUAGGGACAAGCAGGAUAAAGUGAGGAGGUUUUCAAUGGCUGCUUUAGGUGAGUUGCUAUUCUAUAUAUCAACUCAAAAUGAUAAUACUAGAGAUAACAAUCCACCUGAAUCUCCAUCGAAGGACAAUAAGUCCACAUCUGGCUGGCAGGUUUCAAAUUCGUUGCUUUCAUUGGUGUCAUCAAUUUUACGAAAAGGUGAGGAUGAUAUGACUCAACUUUAUGCAUUGAGGACAAUUGAGAAUAUCUGCAGUCAAGGAGGGCACUGGGCAGCUCGUUUCACCAGCCAGGAUGUGAUUAGUAAUGUGAGCUAUAUAUAUAGGGCCGCAGGGAAACAGGAGAGCAUGAGACUCACAGCAGGAUCAUGUUUGGUCCGCCUGGUUCGUUUCAAUCCUCCCAGCACUCAGUCAGUUUUAGAUAAACUUUCCUUCAAGGAAAUAGCAUCUGCCCUUGUCAAGGGCAGUCCACGUGAGCAGCAAAUUAGCUUGAACCUUUUAAACAUGGCCAUGCUUGGAAGCCAUAUGUUCACCAGUACUGGUCGGUAUCUUCUACCUCUGGCAGAGGAUAAAAAUCUUAUCCCAAGUCUUGUGACUCUCAUUGAGCAGGGAAGUGAAGUUUUGAAGGGAAAGGCACUCAUAUUUGUGGCUCUCCUUUGUAAGAAUGGUAGGAGAUGGCUGCCACACUUUUUGUGCAAUGCUAAAUUACUUUCUGCUGUGGACAGGCUAGCAAAAGAUAAGGACAACUUUGUGAAACAGUGUUUAGAUGCAUUUGUGAAUGUUGUGGCAUCCACUAUACCAGGUUUACUGGAUACCAUAGCUGGAGAUAUUCAGCAAAUGAUGGGAGGAAGGCGCCAUGGUCAUAUUUCCGCCCUUAGCAGUCGAACUGCUUCAAAGACUAAUGUUCAUAUGUUUCCUGUUGUUCUUCAUCUACUCGGGAGCUCAUCUUUUAAGCGCAAGGUGGUCAGCCAUCAUGUCCUGCAGCAGUUGGCAAAUUUAAUCAAACUUGUUGAGACCCCAUUUCAGGGCAGGGACGACUUCCAAAUAACCCUUCUUCGAGUUCUAGAAUCUGUGACAGAAGAGUCCCCUGUAAUUCUUGAAAACCCCGUUAUUUUCAUUAAAGAAAUUCUCCCCAGCUUGGCUGUUCUGUAUAAGGGAAACAAGGAUGGUGAUGCCAGAUUUUUGUGUCUGAAAAUUUUGUUUGAUGUAAUGGUCAUUUUUUUUAACGAACCAUUUGAUGAUGAGCAAAGAUCAAAAGACUUGAAGUCCAUAGCUAAUACUCAUUUCCUCCCUCUCUACCCCACCUUGAUUGAAGAUGAAGAUCCUAUUCCAAUGUAUGCACAGAAGCUUCUUGUGAUGUUCAUUGAGUUUAAAUACAUUAGAAUUUCAGACAUUCUGCAUCUGAAGACAAUCUCACAAUGCUUUGAGUUUUUGCUCGGUGAUCUCUCCAGUGCAACUGUAAACAAUGUCAACUUGUGUCUGGCUCUCGCAUCUGCUCCUGAAAUGGAACCCAAAUUACUUUCCCAACUAAAAGUAGUCAGGAGGAUUGGAAACCUCUUGGAAUUUGUUUAUGCAAAGGAUAUGGAGGAUUUUCUUGAACCAACUCUUGGCCUGUGUAGGGCUUUUCUUCUACGAUCAAUCAGCAGCAGAAAAGGAUUUAUCUACACAAAAGAACCAGCUCUCUUAAGUGAUGGUUCUGCUGAAGCAAGCAGUGCGGUUGAUCAGCAGCUAUGCAUAAGAGACAUAAUGGACUUUGGUAGCAAUGUAGGUGUACUGUUGGAGUUAUGUGGGUCCCAUGAAGCAAAUGUUGCAGAUAUAGCUUCUGAAUCUGUGGUAUUGUUGCUUAAGGCAGCUCCAAGGGAAGCCACAACUGGUCUUCUAACUAAUCUCCCAAAGGUUAGUGCAAUUCUUGAGUCUUCAAGCAGGGGUGUCUCACACUUAAUUGUGCUGCGGGUGCUGCAUGCUCUUGGCUAUUCUUGUAGGCAAUAUCUGUCACAAGCAAUGAUAUUAUCAAUAUCUAUACCCGAGAUUUCAAGGAUUGAAGCUUUUGUGUCUGAAUUGAAAAGUUCAGGUGUAUCUGCUUUAGCCAAUGCUGCUUUGCUUGUGGCAUUGGAGCUGCAGCGGCUGCCUCGGUGUGUUUGAUGACCUCAAGGUAUAACCUGUAAGAGGCUCAAGUCGCUGUCCAUGCAUACCAUCAGCACCCACUACAUGUUUCAGCAUUGGCACAUAUCGUUGGUUUCAAUUUCAUUUUAUGAAAUUGAAGAGAGACAUCCUUUGGCAGCUAUAGCUGGUUUCAAUUUCAUUUUAUGAACUUGAGGAGAGACAUCCUUUGGCAGCUAUAGCUGCUAAACGAUGACCAAUUUGGUGAAACCCUGUGAUUUUGGGGCCAGGGGAGGGUUUAAUUUUUUCAGAUUUAUAGGUGUUUGAAGGUCCCAUGUGUCUGCAAAUAUUUUCAGUAGCACUACUGAUGAUUACAGUUUGGUGUAAAUAAAGUCGUCAUUUACCUCAUAUAAACUUUCAACCUCCAAUUAGUUAAUGUUUUGUGCAUAAUUGCAAAAAAUAUUUUAGUUUGUCUGUUGUUUCUUACCAAGGAAUUAACUAAUUACAUCUGAGAUCGAACGUGAACAACUCCAAAUACAUUCUGAACACUUCUGAGUUUGUAGCUCAAUUCCAACAUUUAUUGUGGAAAAUCUAAUACAGCUUAAAAUAUUGCUUGUUGACUUC
This is a messenger RNA of Quercus robur (English oak), 4854 nucleotides long. RefSeq names its product serine/threonine-protein kinase RUNKEL-like. NCBI's taxonomy places the organism in Eukaryota, Viridiplantae, Streptophyta, Magnoliopsida, Fagales, Fagaceae. Bases 187 to 4272 code for a protein of 1361 amino acids. The record is from RefSeq and is a predicted model, not a curated record. Gene Ontology annotation, molecular function: ATP binding; microtubule binding; protein kinase activity. The transcript has 11 exons. Gene Ontology annotation, biological process: phragmoplast assembly; protein phosphorylation; cytokinesis by cell plate formation.